Messenger RNA from Anoplopoma fimbria (sablefish), 3213 nucleotides. RefSeq names its product ribose 5-phosphate isomerase A (ribose 5-phosphate epimerase) (gene rpia). Gene Ontology annotation, cellular component: intracellular membrane-bounded organelle. The record is from RefSeq and is a predicted model, not a curated record. Gene Ontology annotation, molecular function: ribose-5-phosphate isomerase activity. The coding region runs from base 32 to 880 and encodes 282 amino acids. Lineage: Eukaryota; Metazoa; Chordata; Actinopteri; Perciformes; Anoplopomatidae. The transcript is spliced from 9 exons. Gene Ontology annotation, biological process: D-ribose metabolic process; pentose-phosphate shunt, non-oxidative branch.
GGUGUGGUCCUGUCUCUUUGUGGGCCGGGUCAUGAGACUCCAGGGGUGGGUCUCCUUCAGAAAGCUCUCAUCUGUCUCUCUCUCUGCAUCUGUCUCUCUCUCUACAUCUGUCUCUCUCCCUGCAGCCUGCAGACAGACACACGUGGUUCCCUGCAGCCUGUCCGUCGCUCACAUGGCCGAGGAGGCGAAGAAACUGGCCGCUUACGCCGCCGUGAACAACCACGUCCAGAACAACCAUGUGGUUGGAGUUGGCAGCGGGUCAACCAUUGUCUAUGCUGUGGACAGAUUAGCUGAGAGAGUGCGUCAGGAGAAACUGAACAUCGUGUGUGUGCCCACCUCCUUCCAGGCUCGUCAGCUGAUCCUGCAGCACGGCCUCACGCUGUCGGACCUGGACAGGCACCCAGAGCUGGAUGUGGCGAUUGACGGAGCAGACGAGGUGGACGCAGAUCUCACUCUGAUUAAAGGUGGAGGCGGCUGCCUGACGCAGGAGAAGAUUGUCGCCGGCUGUGCGAAACAUUUCGUCGUCAUUGCAGACUUCAGGAAGGACUCCAAGGCUCUGGGCCAGCAGUGGAAGAAGGGAGUUCCUAUCGAGGUGAUCCCCAUGGCGUACGUCCCCGUCUCCAGGACGAUAGCCAAACGCUUCGGAGGGGAGGCCAACCUACGGAUGGCUGUCAGUAAAGCAGGUCCUGUGGUCACCGACAACAGCAACUUCAUCCUGGACUGGAAGUUUGAGCGAGCUGAGAACUGGAAGGAAGUGAACACCGCGAUCAAGAUGAUUCCAGGUGUGGUGGACACGGGGCUUUUCGUCGGCAUGGCUGAGCGGGCCUACUUCGGGAUGGAGGAUGGGAGCGUGCAGGUUCGAGAUCCUCCCGUCAACUGAGGAGUUUGUCAUAGUCACUGUCGCCACUUCCCCUCCGACGAGCUCACUUCACCCCACAAGUGCCGCGUUCGUGACUUCCACCCGACUGUGUUUGGAACUGGACAAAACUGGAUCUCUGAAAGUUUUCACACAUCUCAAAUCAAGUCACUUUUGAGGAUCUCUUGGUUUUUCCUCAUCCUGCAGUUGGUUCUUCUGACACUGUGAGUUUUAAAGUGCCUGAUGAGUGAAGUCAAGUUAAUCUUGAUUUUCUUUUUUUUUUUUCAGUCUGUAUUGUUUCUCCGUUUAGCUGCCUGGUCCAGUUGGGAAUGUUGUCUCUUCCUGUAAUUAGCGGGUUUGAUUGAACGUCUGCUGUGGUUCUCCACCAGCACAGUGAAUCUCUGCAGUGCUGCAGAAUGAACCUAAGGUGUGCCUUGAGAUUAUAUUUCAAAACCUAUUAAGAGAAAGUAUUCUAUUAAAGUUACAUUUAAAGAGCCUCACAAUCAUACGUCUAACUAUUGGCCUCUGCUAGGCUUCUGCAAAUAACAAAAAGUCCACAUGUCGAGCCAUUAGAUCACAGAAAGAGUAAUAUGUAAUAUGAACUCUGCUACAACAUCAGGACGUUAUGCUUUCAAGAGAGUAAUUUCAUGAAUUAAUAUGCUAAUUAAAACUGAAAAAAGCUUCAAAGAUUAAUGAGAUCUUUGACAAUUAAGAGAAACCCUGUGGUGCAGGUAUGAAACUUUGAUUAUUUGGUUAACAUAUGACAAUAAUCCAGUGUCGCCCACAUACCAUAUAGCACUUAUGUGGGCUGUAAUGAUAUAAUGUAGGUGAAAUCAUUCUGUCUUUGUAAGAACAGGCACUUUCCGUCUUAUCUCUGAAAUGUGAUAUUUCUCAGUGUGGCAGCACAGUUCCUUCUGUGCCUCAGUGUAACUGAAGCUCCUGUUUUUUUCAGCAGCAUGUGGUAAAUUUUGUACAACUUUAUGAAAUCCGACUGAUUCAUUUUUAAUCCUCUCAAACAUUCAGCUGCACUUGCUGACAAAUUUUCAUCUAAAAUAUUGUGUCAAUUUCAGAUAUUUACGGGGAAACUACUUAAUUCUGUCACAUGAGAUUCUUAAAGGCCAGGUUCACAAAGCUGGCUUGAACUUUUGGAUAUAUGUUUAAAUGUGCUCUUUCAUUAAGUCAUGACAUCAGAUUUGCUGAGUAAAGACAGUUUGGGGAAUCUUUGCGGUUUCUUCUUGAGUUUCAACAGCUGUUGAGCUAAACUAGUCAGUCUGCAGAGUUUAAGUCCACAGAAAACCACAGAACGUGAGUUCCUUCAUGCAUGUACCUCUCUCUUCUCUGUUAGCUCUUUUUUUGUGCCUGUAGGUUACUUUGUGGUACGAUUUCUUCUUCCUUACACGAGCCAUCUGUUCACACAAAGUCUUGUGCCAUCAACGUGAAUUUAAAAUAAGCUAUAAAGAGAACAUUUUGAAGGAAAUGAUGAAGGGCAGGUGUGCUAUAAAAUGAUCAGUUAAUGGUGAACUAGUGUAGCUCAAAUCUGAACCAACAGCAACAUAAGUACAUUUAAUGUGCCUUGGCACGCCGGAGCAGCAGAGCGCCUUGUUUUAUUCAGAUGGAGCAACAUUAGCUGAUAAUGCAGCUGUAACCAGAGGAAUCCUUGAGAUUGUUUUAGGCUCUGAAAAAGAAACAACCAAUUUAUUUUGUGUUUCACAAGGUCCCACCUUUACUGAAUCUUAUUUUCUAAUCAUUUCAAGAAUUUGAAGUCUUAAAAAAACAAUAACGUGCAUAAUUAAAUGUGUUGUAUAAAAUCUGAUGCUCAUUGUGCAGCAGGUUUCAGUGAGAUGGUUUGUCUCAAGUCCACAGCACGGUACUGGUGUACUUGGAUUUUUCUUUUGAAAGUAAUUUGUUUAAAAAUUGUGAUAGUUUCUUUUUGUAAAACACGAUUGAUGUCUUUCAUUCUGAAAUGCAGCUAUUCACUGUAGUCUUGGCUCACAAUGCCUUACACCCUGGUGAUAUUUUUAUAUGCUUAUGCAUGUACAGCGCUGAGAGACUCAGGAGAACAUCUGGGGAACAUUAACAAUCAGGCAAAAGCUAAUUUGUCUACAAGCAUCUGUGAUUGUGUUCUAUUAAAGUCUAAUUCUUCUCUCAUAAAUCAAAUGAAAGCAGAUGUAUUUGAGUUUCAGCCUCAGUGGUGUGUAGACAAAGUAAAAGUUAUUUCAAAUACAAGUUGUACAACAUGAUGCAUAUUUUUUUAGCAUCAGCAUUCCUAUUAUUACUUUCUUUACCAAUUGACUGUGAUCAUUUUGCUGUGACGGUACUAUUUUCUUUGUCAACAAAUACAGAACUAUGAUAACAGA